GUGAUCACACACGUACCUGCCCACCUCGGUCAAGCGGUGUACCCACGAUGGCUCUCCGUUUCGGCAGUGCGGUCCUCGUCAGGAGCGGGUUGCUUCACCGCUCCAACCUCCCAGCAGCAAGGGGAGUCCGAACCAGACUGGCGUUUUCGACGGUGGGGGCUACAGCAAAGGGAGGAGAUGACGCCGCCGUACAAGAGGAAAACAAGGCAAAGAUCAAUGCGGCUUGGAACUCCUCUGCGGAGGCGUACGUCGGGAAUGUUCAGGAUGGUGCUUCUUCUGCUUCCCUCAAAGUUUCCUCGGGCAUGAAUGUCGGCUACAAGCUCGCGACGAGAAUCGUCACGUCUCCGUACGACAAGGUGCAGCCGAAGGAGCCCGGAAAACAAGUGGUUCUCGAUGUCGCCUCGGCCGGGGGAGAGCCGGCGAUCACCAUCGCAAAGGCGAUGCCUGGCGCUACGGUCCACGCCACCGAUUUCGCCCCAGCGAUGAUGGACCUCAUCAGGAAGAGAGCCGCGGAAGAAGGGGUGUCGAAUGUAGUGGCGAGCGUGGCAGACGGGGAAGCGUUGACCGGGUUCGGGGACGGGUCGGUGGACGCGGUGACCUGCACGUGGGGUCUUCUCUUCAUGCCGAACUGGCAGCGUGCUAUUCAGGAGUUUUCUCGCGUCCUCAAGAGAGACGGGGUGGUGGCGGUGACGCUGUGGGAGAGGCAGGAAGGCUCGGUAUUCCAGCGCAUGCGCAACGUGGUGGAGACCCUCGUUCCAGGGUUCCAAUUGCUGAUCGACGCUGAAGCGCUGGGCGAGGACGGGGGAUCAGCGGUAGUCGAGGAGAUGAAGGCUGCCGGGCUCUGCGACGUGUCGGCGUCCAAGUUUUCGGUGCCCGUGGUUCUCUCGGCCGACGCGCGGCCUCGGGACAUCUGGGAGCACUACACCGAAUCCUCCCCACUCGGGCAAACCAUGUCGACCUUGGAGAAAAAGGGGCGGACAAACGUUCGGCAAGAAGCAAUGGACAUUUUCGAAGACGCCAUGAACAAGGAAUGGGUCGAAGGGCGAACGCCCCUCGGACUCCAGAAAGAAGACGAUGCCGUCGCUGGUGGAAGCUCUCCGGCGGCUUCUCGGCCGCCUCGCAUUUACUACGUCCGGGCGCUCGUCGUCGUGGGGCGCAAGACUGGCGGCGGCUGA
Messenger RNA from Ectocarpus siliculosus, 1175 nucleotides. The record is from the annotation of a GenBank genome assembly. NCBI's taxonomy places the organism in Eukaryota, Phaeophyceae, Ectocarpales, Ectocarpaceae.